UUAACAUAGUUAUGUUAUCGAGAGUUGAAUGAGCCUUACACAAACAACCAAUAUAAAACCUAGGUAGCCGCCUACCCCCGAUCAAUCAAACUGCAAAAUCACUUGAUUUACUGGGUUAGGGUUUUCAGCAUUUGCAAGGCGCCGCCGAAGAAGAAGGAGAAAAAUGGGUCACUCAAACAUAUGGAACUCUCACCCUAAACUUUACGGUCCUGGUUCUCGUACCUGCCGUGUAUGUGGAAACUCGCAUGGCUUGAUCAGGAAGUAUGGCCUCAUGUGCUGCAGGCAAUGCUUUCACAGCAAUGCCAAGGAAAUUGGUUUCAUCAAGUAUCGUUGAUUACUUGAUGGUUGGUGAUUAAAAGGUCAUAAUCUUCAAAAUGGAAGUUGUUAUGUAGGGCACUGUUGGUAAUGUUUUUGGCAGGGACUAUGUAUUUACCUCAGUUUAAGCUAAUGUGUGUUUAGACACAACUCUUUGUUAAAUGAGAUUGCUCCUUAAUUCGCCUGUCUUGCUAUUUCAUGUUAGUACUUUGGUUACGAAA
Erigeron canadensis is the source of this 536-nucleotide messenger RNA. RefSeq names its product 40S ribosomal protein S29. Gene Ontology annotation, molecular function: zinc ion binding; structural constituent of ribosome. Bases 164 to 334 code for a protein of 56 amino acids. Gene Ontology annotation, biological process: translation. The record is from RefSeq and is a predicted model, not a curated record. Lineage: Eukaryota; Viridiplantae; Streptophyta; Magnoliopsida; Asterales; Asteraceae. The transcript has 3 exons. Gene Ontology annotation, cellular component: ribosome; cytosolic small ribosomal subunit.